This is a messenger RNA of Myripristis murdjan (pinecone soldierfish), 3870 nucleotides long. It is a transcript of the gene pde5aa, whose product is annotated as phosphodiesterase 5A, cGMP-specific, a. The transcript is spliced from 20 exons. The coding region runs from base 124 to 2949 and encodes 941 amino acids. Gene Ontology annotation, biological process: signal transduction. Lineage: Eukaryota; Metazoa; Chordata; Actinopteri; Holocentriformes; Holocentridae. The record is from RefSeq and is a predicted model, not a curated record. Gene Ontology annotation, molecular function: 3',5'-cyclic-nucleotide phosphodiesterase activity; protein binding.
UACAGACACCUCUCCCGUUCUCUGUCAUAUCACUGGAGGUUGUGUCUGGUGUUUCUCAGAGAUAACUCAGUGGGCGCCACACUGAGUUCAGUCGACCUAUUUUCGCAUUACUUGAGCGGAGGGAUGCCCUGCCUCUACUCCGAAGCGCUGGAGUGCAUGGAGUCGGGCAGAGCGACCCCCGAAGCUUCUCCUGUGUCGAGGACAGGGGAGUCUCUCCGCAGGGCCACGGUGACACACCCGUCGAUGGUUAAAGGCAUCGGCUGGUUCUUCUCGCCGCUGUUCAGCCCCCGCUCCAGGACGCACUGCCGGAGGUUUGAGGACGGCAUGGGCAGCGACCAGGUGGAGGCAUGGCUGGAUGACCACUCCGACUUCACACGGCCGUACUUCUCACGCAGGGCUUCAGCAGCCAGUGGUCCACAGGUGGAGGUGUCUCAGCAGCCUCCCCAUCCUCCCAGGAGCAACUCUGACCACUCUGACAUCCCCUUGACUGCUCAUUAUCGCAGGGGCUCCUCCCCGCUGACCAGCUCAAACCAGUGCAUCUCAACUCCCACUAAAGUCAGACGUGAACUCCAGACCUCCAUUGUCAUUGCUCCUGACUGGAUGGACCGCCUAAGUCCAGAUACUCUGGGUAGUCACUCCCCUUGCUCUCCCCGUUCUUCCAACUCUCCACUAUCACCUUGCUCCACUGUUUCUCCUUCACUUUCUGCCACUUGCCUGUGCUCAGCCCGUUCUCCCCAGACCAAACACUCCUCAUCAAAGAUGACUGCAGCCUGUGGGAAAGGUGAGGGCUGCCCGUGGAUGACAGGGCUCCUGAGAGGAGGUCUCAGAUGGGUGGGCUCUGUCGCAGAGCUCUGCCAGGGGGCUCUCCUGCAUGCUGGGGAGCUGGUGGCACCGGAAAGCUGCUCCCUCUCUCUGGUAAAGAAAGAUCGAGGGGGAGGGAGAACCCUGGAGGAGGUUGCUGUUCUGACAAUGUUUGGGCACAUGAAAGACGACCACCCAUGCAGCCAGGCAUAUCUGGGACUGGUGAAGGGCAUCAUGGAAUAUGUACUGGCUACGGGCUCUCCAGUGAAUAUAGAUGCAGAUCAGGACCACAGAUUUGAUGUUGGAGAUAAUCAGUCAUCAGGCUUUAAACUCAGAAGUGUCUUGAGUAUGCCCAUCAAGAACCACAGGGAAGAGGUGCUAGGCGUCAUGGUAAUGAUCAACAAGAGAAAUGGCAGUGAGGGAACAGCCACUCUAUUUACUGACCUGGAUGAGAAGGUGCUUGCCAAUCAUAUGGACAUAUUGGGAAUGGUUCUGGAUAAUGCCCUACUGUACGAGAGCUCUAGGCAGGAGGCCAAACGAAGUCAGGCCUUGAUAGAGAUGGCACAUGUGUUGUCAGAGGAGAAUCACUCCUUUGAAGUUCUUCUGAGUAAGAUGUCUGCCACCAUCAUGCCCUUCACACAUGCUCAGUACUGCACCAUCUUCAUCACCAAGGAUAAAUACACAGUAGUGGGGGAUCAGGAUGUGUUUUCCCGGGUGAUCCACACGGAGUGUGAGGAGCUUGGUCCAACCUGCCAGAUCUACAGAAGGGAGCAUGACAUCAGCAAUAUUGACUCAGCAUAUGCCCUUCGAACUCUGGUUACUAUGGAAACACUUAAUAUGUCAGACAGCUCUCCAGAAUCAACGAGGAGCCUGAUCUGCUGCCCUGUCAGAAAUGCAAGAUCUGAAAAGGUCAUCGCUGUGUGCCAGUUGAUGAACAAGCAGAGCAGAGACUCUGAGGAGAUGGAGGCCUUUAACAGAUAUGAUGAGCGCCUCCUAGAGGACCUGGCAGUGUAUUGCAGCCUGGCACUGCAGUAUGUUCAGACUGUUCAGAUCACUGAGAAACGGAGGGCCAGCAUAGAGGUCACACAGGAGGUUCUUGCCUACCACAUCACUGCAACAGAGGAGGAAGUACAGGCAUUGCAGGAGGCCACCAUUCCCACUGCUGAAUCACUGAACAUCCUAGACUUCCACUUCUCUGAUGUUGGCCUCGCAGAGGAGCUCACCACACAGGCCACCGUUCGCAUGUUUCUGGACCUCAAUCUGGUGCAGGAUUUCAGCAUCGACUACAGGAAUCUGUGCCAGUGGGUGCUGAGCGUCAAACGUGGUUACAGGAACAAUGUACCUUAUCACAACUGGAGUCAUGGGCUGAGCACUGCUCAAGCCAUGUUUUCUAUGCUCAUGGCCACAGACCAGUUCCAGGCAAUCUUUUCUCGGCUGGAGAUCUUAGCUUUGAUGAUUGCCACGCUGAAUCAUGAUCUCGACCACAGAGGUGUUAGUAAUUCCUACAUAGAAAGGAGUCAUCAGCCAUUAGCUCAGUUGUACAGCCACUCUUCACUUGAGAACCACCAUUACAACUUCUGCCUCUUCCUCCUCAACAACUCAGGAAGUCAAAUCCUCAGUGGUCUCUCUAAAGAGGAUUACAGAGCUGUGCUGUCCAUGAUCAAAAGAGCUAUCCUUGCCACUGACCUGACCAUCCAUGUGGAGAGAAGAGCUGAGUUUUUUUCUCUUGUGAGGAAAGGUAGAGUCAGCUGGAAGACUGAGAAGCAAAGAGAUCUACUGAGGUCAAUGCUGAUGACAGCUAGUGACCUCUGUGCCAUCACAAAGCCUUGGCCUGAGCAAAAAAGGAUUGCCAACCUGGUUGCCAUGGAGUUCUUUGCACAAGGAGAUAAAGAAAAAGAGGAGUUCAAUAUCAAACCCAUUGAUGUUAUGAACAGAGAAAACAGCACUCGACUGCCACACAUGCAAGUUGAGUACAUUGAUGAGAUCUGUCACCCACUCUACAAGGCUCUAUCAGGAUUGUCUGACAGCUGUUCACCUCUACUGAUCGGUUGUGAGAAAAACAGAGAGAACUGGCUACGGCUUGCUAAGGAAGGAGGAGAAGAAAGUGAAAACAAUGGUGAAAAUGUGAACAAAAAUUUAAAAGAAUGAUGAAAAGAGAGCUGGGAGCAGGAUGGACAGAGGACAACUUGAUACCAUCGCUGUGUGGCGGCUUUGGAGACAAAGAGCAGAAAAGAGUGCUUAGAAGGAAAAAAUGUGUUUUUUUUUCUUUCGCCCGAAGCUUUCCACAUUCUUGCCACAUCUCUUGCAUGCAUCUUGAUUAAAUACAUGCAUACUUUACGCACAUGAGAGAGUUUACUGCCAAGUGCCCAGCUGUAUCAGUGGGGUAUCUAAUAAAACUUGAUGCUGCAGUUAGCAUGUUCGGUCUAAAUGCUGUUGACAAUGUCAAAUCUCACACUGGUAAUGUUGAUGUUUUUCUCUCUUUUACAAAGGAUUGAAGCUGCAAAAAUCUGGAAAAUUAAUUUAAAGAUUUCCAUAUUUUGUCUGCAUUAUCAGCAUUGUAUAAGCACAGAGCUUAUUGUAGUCUAAAAUUGCUGUUACAAUAAAUGGGAACAAUCAGGGACCUCCUUCUUGAUCCAGUUUAGUGUUGAGAUUAGUGUAUGGUGUUUUGGGGGGUUUUUUUAGAGACAACUACACUUGAUGCAUCUGUCAAAUUCAGCUGUACCGUUCAUUCUAUCAUUAUAAACCUUUUUAUGCCUUAUUUAUCUAGGAAAAAUCAACUGGACAGGUUUGCUCCUUUCCAGCAACACCCACAUUCAGAAUUCACACAUAUAUUCUCACCUGAAAGCUGCCAAAUACAGUUAUCUACAUGCAGUCUUUGACUGUGAAAUAUCUUAUUUGUUAUUCUUUUUUGACAUUGGAUCAGUGCUGUUUCUCAGCUUUUGUAAAAGUAUGGGGAAAAUCAACAGGAGCAUGGAGAAGUGACAUACUAUAUUGAAAAUAGUGAUGAAGUAAUGGCAACUAAAAUAUUCUGUGGAUUUAUUAUGUAAAUAAAUUGUGGAAGCAAAAGAA